AUGAGUGGCAGGAUGGCUGAGGACUUGAAGAAGGAGACGGAAUCGCUCGUAGACGGAAAGGUCUCGUCUGUAUCUCCAACGAAGACUGACACAGACACGUCGCGUGAGUGCGAUCCGCUGAUUUCGGAAGUACUUCCGCAGCUGCCAUGGCGUCAACGAGUCAAGACGUUUGCCAUUGAGUACGGGCGCGUCGGGAUCUGCACACACCUUGUGCUAUCGUUGCUGUCGAUUUCCACCAUCUACGUGGGAGUCUCAAGUGGUGUGGAUGUCAAGGCAAUAUUAGAUUGGGUGGGCUUGUCCACGGUAGCAAGUGACUCGACGACGAAGACAGCUGGAACCUUCCUCAUUGCCUACACGUUCUACAAGGUACUCACACCCGUUCGGUGGCCUCUCACAUUUGCAGUUACACCGGUAGUCCUGCGUGCUUUGAGACGCAGAGGAUACAUGCUGGAGUCGAACAACCCACCAUCGAGUCCACCAGCUCCUUGA
Molecule: messenger RNA, 489 nt
Organism: Peronospora matthiolae
Lineage: Eukaryota; Oomycota; Peronosporomycetes; Peronosporales; Peronosporaceae
Source: the annotation of a GenBank genome assembly